AAAGGCAGACAGCAUUAUCUUGUUUUAUUGGACUCUAACACCCAGAAUCCCCCCUCCUCCACAUUGGAGUCCAAAGAAACAAAACACAAAAACAGGGAGGUUUUCUCCUGCAAAACCCUGUUGGUGCUUAUUCAGUGCUUAAACCGGUUUGGAUCCCGUCCCUUCCGCACUGCAGAAGCGAUGCGCAUUAAACCCAGCAUCUCUUGUUUAAAGUCCAUGAAAGAUGGAUGGGGAACAGAUGUCUCUCUCUUUCCAACCCCGCCCCUCCCAGGGGUUCUCUUCCCCUCCAGCCAAUGAGCAACCAGUCCUGGCUUUUUAAUAUUCAUGAGGAGUCGGAGUGGCCAAUGGGAAGCUUGGGGGCGGGGCUUAAAGGGAUGCAGAUUAGCUAUAUAGGAGCAUCAUCCUGCAGAGCAUCAGUAGCAGAAGGAGUUGCAGUAACUGAAGCGGACAGAAGGGGUCGGUAGUGAGCAGCCUGCUUUGCAAGCAAUGCAAUGGUUAGAGCAGCUCCAGGUGAGAGUUUUCCCCCUUGAAUGUGAACCCAGAUGGACAUGAAAUAAGGAGAGGAAUGGGCCAGCUUUUUUCCACACCUGGAUUUGCACCCAGCUCCAAGAAAAAAGAAGGAUCUUCUUGCAAAGAAAAGGAGAGGAAUCCUCUAUUGAAGGGCUGAAGCAAUGGCCAUUGCUAGAUGGCUGAAGAGCGGAUGCAGUCUCUGACCGUGAUUCGGCCCUUGCACCCGCGCCAACCUGGGAGAUAGAAAGAGUGGUCUGCCUCCUUUAUUUAAUGCCAUAAACUGGAGUCCUUGCACUGGAAGACCCAUCAAGCGGUGGGGUUUUGACGUAGUUCCUCAACCCAGUGCUGCUCAUCCACGUUUCUAGUGGUUUCCCAAACUCUUCCUUCGCCCGCCAUCCAUUGGACCUCCAUUUUGUCCAAAUCUUCUUCCUUCUUCUCUCCUUCCUUUAGCCAUUCACUCUCUCUCUCUGGUAUUCUUGCCUCCAUUUUCUCCAAAUCUCCUUCCUCCAUCUCUUCUUUCUUCACCUGUUGACUUCUUCUCUGGUUUUCUUGUCUCCGUUUUCUCCAAAUCUUCUGCCUCCUUCUCUUCUUUCUUUACCCAUUGACUCCUUCUUUGAUUUUCCUGCCUCCAUUUUGUCCAAAUGUUCCUCCUCCUUUAGCCAUUGAUUUCCUCUCUGUUCUUCUUGCCUCCCUUCUUCUCUUCCUUCUUCACCUAUUGACUCCCUCUUUGAUUUUUUCUGCCUCCAUUUUCUCCAAAUCUUCUUCCUCCUUAGCUGUUGACUUCCUCUCUGGUUUCCUUGCCUCCAUUUGGACCAGCCAAAUCUUUUUCCUCCUUGAGUAGCCAACUUCUUUCUCUCCCUCCCCAUCCUUCCUUCCCUCUCUCUCCCACCAUCUUUCCACUUCAAGCCAUGAUGCUAAAUUCAGACCAGACGGAGACUGACCUCCAGCCCACCCAUUCGGAGACGGAGUCGGUCUUCAGCGACUGCGGAGGCGGACAAGGGGUCGGAGCGGACGAGGCGGUUGCCCACAGCUUGUGUGCCCAGUCCCGGGUGGCCGAAUCUGGCGAUGCCAUGAAGAAGGACCUCCAGCACCUCAGCCGAGAAGAACGGAGGCGGAGGCGCCGCGCCACGGCCAAGUACCGAACGGCCCACGCCACGCGGGAGAGGAUCCGGGUGGAGGCCUUCAACAUGGCCUUUGCCGAGCUCCGCAAGCUCCUGCCCACUUUGCCCCCGGACAAGAAGCUCUCCAAAAUCGAGAUCCUGCGGCUGGCCAUCUGCUACAUCUCCUAUCUGAACCAUGUGCUGGACGUUUGACCCUCUGGAGGGACGGCGGCAGUGGUCACCUCCUGGUCUGAUGUCCAUUGCAGCCAACCCAACCAUGUCUCACGUUCUUCCUCUGGCCUCGAUUUCUGCUUAAGGAACAUUGUGGUCUGCAAACGUCCAUCAGUGGCAAGAGUUUGGACUGGAUGACCGUUGAGGGUUUCCAUCCGACUCUUUGGUUCUUAAAAAGCAACCCUCCGACGUUUCUGCCUUCCUGCUUCAUCUCCAGAACAGAGAGCAAAAUGGGCAUCUGGUUUUAUGUUUUGAACUGGUUCUCAUCAUAAUUCCUUGUUCCACCUUCGGCCAACAGAACGAACAGCCAAGCCAUCGGUUCUAUACGGUUUUGCACUUGGAGCCACAACUCGGGGGCUUCGAGGAAACAGUGGAGAUGAAACACUGACCCCCAUUUCAAGGAUUUGGGGUCUGUUGCAUGGGACAGCAAAAUGGCAUGCGUCCUUUACCUGGGAUGCCUCAAGUAUUCCUCCCGACGGGAUUUUCCUUUUCCAAAAGGACUUCCAAACAUUUCUUUCUCUGUGUGUGUAUAAAUGUUUCUGUGUGUGCUUCACAGUUGCGUCAGGUUCGUACCCAACUUCCACGCUACACAGUCAUAGCAUUGCAAUUCCUCUCCAACUGUCCUGCGGAAUCCUGGGAUUUGUAGUUUGGAGGAGGCACAAGAACACUUUGCCUUAAACUGCCAAUCCCAGGAUGUCCCCAUAGAAGUUAAAGCGGAACUGUAGCACUCUAACUGCGUAGUGCGAAAGGGUCCCCAGUAGCUCCCAUCUUGUGCAAUUGUGAGAUUUGUAGUUCAGGGAAAGGGUGAGUAGGAUUUUACGUUAGAGAGAGCUCUAGUGCACAUUUCCCCUCCAUGAACUACACUUCUCAAUGAAUCCUGAAAAGGGAUGGGAGAUUAAAUCCUUGGCAAAUGUAGUACAGAGGGGGAAACUAGGACUCUACAGUAGAGAAGUGGAAGUACAGAUCCCAUCGCUCCUUACAAAAGGAUCCACGGUCAAUCUGCUACAACUCUGUACUCCUGUAGCAGAGGUUUCAAAGUCCCUCCAACUACAAAUCCCAUUGUUCUUUAGGACGCAGCCAUGGCAGUUAACAUGGGAUCAAAUUGCAACAACUCGGUGGUGUGGAGCACUCUAGCAAAGAACCCCCAAACCCUGUCUCAAACUAUGAAUCCCAGCAUCCCUUAAGAUGGAGCCAAGAAGGUUAAAGUGGAACCAAACUGCUGCAACUCUGUGGUGCAGAUACCCCUUGGGUUUCAAUGGGCACUUUUCAGUGUGUAGAAAAUAUUGAAGAUCUAAGUGUAAUACAGUUAAAAACGAUCAGGUUGUUUUUCUUGGGGUGCAGAUAGGGGAUUGGGGGAUCCCAUAACAGAAUUCCCUUUAAGACCCCUUUGUACCCAGCCUGACUUGUCUGGGGCUCUCAGCCCUAAAGUCAGCAGCUGCAAAAUUGCAAGCAAACCUAUAAAUAUGGAACCAGGAGGUGCAAAGAGAGACGUUUCUGCAGGUUUGGUAUCAUGGGUACCAUAGAAUGGGGAGAAGAUGUGCGCUUACUCAGGAGUAAAUGCAACUGAAUGCACAAAAGGCUCUUCUGAGUAGACUUUGUGCUGGUAAGAGUCUUCAUGAUCUGUUGUCAUGUGCCUUCAAGUCAUUUCCGACUUAUGACGACCCUAAAGUGAAUUUAUCAUGGGGUUUUCUUGG
Molecule: messenger RNA, 3535 nt
Organism: Sceloporus undulatus (fence lizard)
Lineage: Eukaryota; Metazoa; Chordata; Lepidosauria; Squamata; Phrynosomatidae
Gene: NHLH1
Product: nescient helix-loop-helix 1
Exons: 2
Coding region: 1419-1823 (134 amino acids)
Biological process (GO): regulation of transcription by RNA polymerase II
Molecular function (GO): protein dimerization activity; RNA polymerase II cis-regulatory region sequence-specific DNA binding; DNA-binding transcription factor activity, RNA polymerase II-specific
Source: RefSeq, a predicted model, not a curated record